Molecule: messenger RNA, 1089 nt
Organism: Lemur catta (Ring-tailed lemur)
Lineage: Eukaryota; Metazoa; Chordata; Mammalia; Primates; Lemuridae
Gene: ELAVL3
Product: ELAV like RNA binding protein 3
Exons: 6
Coding region: 10-1089 (359 amino acids)
Cellular component (GO): ribonucleoprotein complex
Molecular function (GO): RNA binding
Source: RefSeq, a predicted model, not a curated record
CUGGGGGCCAUGGAGUCUCAGGUGGGGGGGGGCCCGGCCGGCCCGGCCCUGCCCAACGGGCCACUCCUUGGUACAAAUGGAGCCACUGAUGACAGCAAGACCAACCUCAUCGUCAACUACCUGCCCCAGAACAUGACCCAGGAUGAGUUCAAGAGUCUCUUCGGCAGCAUUGGUGACAUCGAGUCCUGCAAGUUGGUUCGGGACAAGAUCACAGGGCAGAGCCUUGGCUACGGGUUUGUGAACUAUUCUGACCCCAACGAUGCAGACAAAGCCAUCAACACCCUCAAUGGCCUCAAAUUGCAGACGAAGACCAUUAAGGUGUCCUAUGCCAGACCCAGUUCGGCGUCCAUCAGGGAUGCCAACCUGUACGUCAGCGGGCUCCCGAAGACCAUGAGCCAGAAAGAGAUGGAGCAGCUCUUCUCCCAGUACGGUCGCAUCAUCACCUCUCGCAUCCUGGUGGACCAGGUCACAGGUGUCUCUCGGGGUGUGGGAUUCAUCCGUUUUGACAAGAGGAUUGAGGCUGAGGAGGCCAUCAAAGGACUGAAUGGGCAGAAGCCGCUGGGCGCAGCUGAGCCCAUCACGGUCAAGUUUGCCAACAACCCGAGUCAGAAGACCGGGCAGGCGCUGCUCACUCACCUCUACCAGUCGUCCGCCCGGCGCUACGCGGGGCCCCUUCACCAUCAGACGCAGCGUUUCCGGCUGGACAAUUUGCUCAACAUGGCCUACGGAGUCAAGAGUCCCCUCUCGCUCAUCGCCAGGUUCUCGCCCAUCGCCAUCGACGGCAUGAGCGGCCUCGCGGGCGUGGGCCUGUCAGGGGGCGCGGCGGGCGCCGGCUGGUGCAUCUUCGUGUACAACCUGUCACCCGAGGCGGACGAGAGUGUGCUGUGGCAGCUGUUCGGGCCCUUCGGGGCCGUCACCAACGUCAAGGUCAUCCGCGAUUUCACCACCAACAAGUGCAAGGGCUUCGGCUUUGUCACCAUGACCAACUACGACGAGGCGGCCAUGGCCAUCGCCAGCCUCAACGGCUACCGCCUGGGCGAGCGCGUCCUGCAGGUGUCCUUCAAGACCAGCAAACAGCACAAGGCCUGA